AUGCACUUCCAGUGGGACUGGCUGUGCUUGAGUGUCCUGAUAAUUAGCUCAGUGACUGCAGAAAUUGAAAAUGAAGAAACUCUGGAUGCAGAUGUCAAAGUGGAGGAUUUUGACAAGCAGUCUCAAGAAGCUGAUGUUGACAGAGAGAAAUCUUCCUUAGAGGUUGUGUACCACACUCCAAAGCCAACUGGAGAAGUGUAUUUUACAGAAACCUUUGAUGGAGUAUUGACUGGGUGGAUGUUGUCUAAAACCAAGAAAGAAGACGCAGAUGAUGACAUUGCUAAAUAUGAUGGAAGAUGGGAAGUAGAAGAGCUGAAAGAAAACACAGUGCCUGGAGACAGAGGAUUAGUGUUAAAAUCGGUGGCAAAGCAUCAUGCAAUAUCAGCUAUGCUAACAAAGGCAUUUAUUUUCGAUAAUAAACCUUUGAUUGUUCAAUAUGAAGUGAAUUUUCAAGAAGGCAUUGACUGUGGUGGUGCAUAUAUUAAACUUCUCUCCAGUAGUGAUGACCUGAAUCUGGAAUACUUUUUUGACAAAACACCUUAUACUAUUAUGUUUGGACCAGAUAAAUGUGGAGAAGAUUACAAACUACACUUUAUCUUCAGACAUAAGAAUCCUCAAACUGGAGAAUAUGAUGAAAAACAUGCAAGACGUCCUGACGUAGACCUAAAAAAAUUCUACUUGGACAAGAAGACGCAUCUAUAUACUCUUGUGCUAAAACCAGAUGAUACAUUUGAAAUGUUAAUUGACCAAUCGGUUGUCAGUAAAGGAAGUCUUCUUGAGGAUGUGGUUCCUCCGGUAAACCCUCCCAAAGAAAUAGAGGAUCCUAGUGAUAAGAAGCCUGAUGAUUGGGACGAGAGACCAAAAAUACCUGAUCCAAACGCUGUUAAACCAGAUGACUGGGAUGAAGAUGAGCCUUCCAAAAUAGCAGAUCCUGAUGCUGUUAAGCCCGAGGGAUGGCUUGAUGAUGAACCACAGUAUGUUCCAGACCCUAAUGCAAAAAAACCAAAGGACUGGGAUGAAGAAAUGGAUGGGGAGUGGGAAGCCCCUCAGAUCCCUAAUCCAAAGUGCGAGACCGCACCUGGUUGUGGACACUGGGUGCGUCCCAUGAAGAACAACCCAAACUAUAAAGGAAAAUGGAAAGCACCUAUGAUAGAUAAUCCUAACUAUCAGGGUAUCUGGAGCCCUCGGAAAAUACCGAACCCAGACUAUUUUGAAGAUCUUCACCCAUUCAGGAUGACUACAGUCAGUGCUAUUGGUUUAGAACUCUGGUCUAUGACGUCUGAUAUCUACUUUGAUAACUUCAUUAUAUGUUCAGAAAAAGAAGUAGCAGAUCGUUGGGCAGCAGAUGGCUGGGGCUUGAAGAAAUUAGUAGCAAGUGCUAACGAGCCUGGUAUGUUUAGUCAACUGGUGACUGCUGCAGAAGACCACCCAUGGCUCUGGGUUCUUUACAUCUUGACUUUAGCUCUCCCUGUUGGUCUAGGUGUGUUGUUCUGCUGGCCAGCAAAGGUUAAGAAAACAGAUGAAGAUAUUGACCUAAAAAAAAUGGAUGUAUCUAACUCAAUUACAAAGGGAGAACUAAAACAAGAGAGAGAGGAGUUAGAAGAUGAUGAAAUAGAAUUAGAAGAAAAAGAAAACGAAGACACUGUUGAAGGUGAAGAUGAGGGUGAAGGUGCUGAAGAUAUUGAUGAUGAAGAAGGUGAAGUUGCAGAUGGAAGUCAAGAAGAAGGUGAUAAGUCAAAUAAAUCUGGUUCAGAAGAUGAAAUGAAAGAAGCUGAUGAAAGCACAGGUUCUGGAGAUGGUCCACUGAAAUCAGUGCGCAAAAGAAGAGUACGAAAGGACUGA
This is a messenger RNA of Balearica regulorum gibbericeps (East African grey crowned-crane), 1842 nucleotides long. NCBI's taxonomy places the organism in Eukaryota, Metazoa, Chordata, Aves, Gruiformes, Gruidae. The record is from RefSeq and is a predicted model, not a curated record.